CAAUGCUCUAAUAAGGCAGUUAAAGAUUUUACCAAUGACCAUUUUAAGUAUGUAUCUAUGCAAAAUUGACUUUCUUAAACUACUCUUGAAUAUGAUGAUGAGGCUCAAUGAAAACCCUUCACACAUUCACUACUAUAAAUACAUAAAGAAAUGACUGCAAAACAAAUCAAAUCAAUAACUUAAAAACAUAAACAAAAGAAAAAAAAAUGGGUAGGAGAAAGAUUAAGAUGGAGAAAGUGCAAGACACAAACACAAAGCAAGUCACGUUUUCAAAACGUAGACUUGGUUUGUUCAAGAAAGCUGGUGAGCUUGCGACUCUGUGCAACGCCGAGGUUGGUAUCAUGGUCUUCUCUCCCGGAAACAAACCUUACCCCUACGGGAGUCCGAGCUUUGAACUGGUUGCAGAGCGCUACAACAACGAGUCAGAAGACUCGGACAGCUGCGAGACAUCAGGCAACGGUAGAGGCAACCGGGCUAGGCAAGAGAAAAGGAUAUGCAAACGUCUCAACUCGAUCAUGGAGCAAGUUGAAGCUGAGAAGAAGCGAGGGGAAGAUUUUGAGCAUCAGCUUGAAACUGCUGGUGGAGAAGAGAGGUUCGACAAGCCCAUUGAAGAGCUUUCCCUUGAGGAGCUUGAGGAGUAUGAAGGUAAGAUGAUGGACAUGCUUGAUAAUAUUCAAGGUAACAUUAGUGGUAUGGAAGUUUCGUCUACUCUUGUGAUCAUGUCUAAGGAUACUCAAAAUAAGUAGACAGAGAUAUCGUUGUGCUGCUGAUCUUUUAAAGUCUUUGUUUCCUUUUACUUUUAUGUUAAGACAUGUAAUAAAUUGGUUAUGAUCUAUUAUUGGUUGUAACUUUUGGUUU
Molecule: messenger RNA, 858 nt
Organism: Brassica rapa (field mustard)
Lineage: Eukaryota; Viridiplantae; Streptophyta; Magnoliopsida; Brassicales; Brassicaceae
Product: agamous-like MADS-box protein AGL29
Biological process (GO): positive regulation of transcription by RNA polymerase II
Molecular function (GO): protein dimerization activity; RNA polymerase II cis-regulatory region sequence-specific DNA binding; DNA-binding transcription factor activity, RNA polymerase II-specific
Source: RefSeq, a predicted model, not a curated record